Molecule: messenger RNA, 953 nt
Organism: Trematosphaeria pertusa
Lineage: Eukaryota; Fungi; Ascomycota; Dothideomycetes; Pleosporales; Trematosphaeriaceae
Exons: 2
Coding region: 38-562 (174 amino acids)
Biological process (GO): maturation of SSU-rRNA from tricistronic rRNA transcript (SSU-rRNA, 5.8S rRNA, LSU-rRNA)
Cellular component (GO): 90S preribosome; nucleolus; preribosome, small subunit precursor
Source: RefSeq, a predicted model, not a curated record
AGACCACUGCCCAGGUACUUGCAUUGCUCCAGACACCAUGGCUCCAAUCUCGAGCAAAAAGCGCACCACGGCGCGCGCAAAAUCCGCCCGCACGUCUCGACCGCGAAUAACCCUCCCCGCCCAGGACGACGCUCUCUUUCCAUCGUCUAAGAAAGACAAGCGCACAAUCAGGCACUCCGCCUUCGUCAGCAAAAUCGAGAAAUCGCACUCCAAAACGCAAAAGCGGCGGCGGCCGAACAAAAAGCUCGUUGCCAACCUCGAGGCCCUAGCCGAUGCACUACCCGGCCUAGAGAACGGGGACGGGAAGGAUGAGGUUGUGGUGGGCCAAGCGAAAAUACAAAGGAAGAGUUUGAACAAAAGCAGGCCGGGGGCAAUGAAGAGGCUGGAGGAGCUUGAGAAGAUGGAGAGGGAGAGAUUCAACAUGAAUCUGGCGCAGAUGGCGACAGGAUCUGGAACGAGUGGCAGAAGCGCGAACGGAAGCUCAAUAUCGGAUCGAUGGGCAGCGCUGAAGAGCCAUGUGCAAAGCACAACAGAGAUAAAACCGGAGUUCACGAAGAAAUGAGAAAUGCCGAAGGAUGUCAGUAUGGACCCUUGACAAUUCUCGCUUGGAAAAGCCCACUACCAAGCAUCUACAUAUUCGAUUGGAGGUUGUUAAUCCCGAAGCGGCUCCGCUAGGGCGAAGCUAGCUCUAGUCGGAAGAGAUUGUACCGGAAGGGCCAGGUUUUGCCUUUCAAAGGCUAUAUCUAUCACACCCCUAACGCCAGGGUGGAGUAUGAGCGACUUCAAACGGUCGGUCUUCCACUCUAGCUUCACUAAUGUGUACGCUGGUGCAGUGUGUUAGUCUCCUUGCGAGUGAUCUCUGCGCAACAAUAGGAACCGGACCUCAUUAGCUAGAUAUUUCAUGCCUAAAUGAGUAACGCAGUAAGCAUGGUUCAAUAUCAAAUAUUCCUGAG